This is a messenger RNA of Camellia sinensis, 1175 nucleotides long. Lineage: Eukaryota; Viridiplantae; Streptophyta; Magnoliopsida; Ericales; Theaceae. The record is from RefSeq and is a predicted model, not a curated record.
UCCGGCGGGCAGUCGGCUGGCACCCAUGCCUUUGCUGCCCGCUGGAAUUUUCAACACCUCCACAGAGUAUGGCUCAAUCCCAAGCUUACUUCCAUCAAACACAGAAGUUCCAAUUGCCACGGAUAGCCCACCAAAAUACCACCACCUUCUUCCAUCUAUGAGCUUUGUGUUAGAUUUAUAUACCACAGCACUACUACUACUACUUUCAGGCAAAGUUCGAGGAGGCUUGUUUGUUCCACCGAACAACCCUAAAAAAUUGAACAAAUUACUGAGGAAGCAAUUCAAAGAUACUGCUGGGAAGAAUUGGUUUGACAUGGUGGCCCAAACCCUCACCCCUGAGUUGAAGAAAGAUCUCCAGCUACUCAAGUUGAGGAGCGUCAUUGAUCCAAAGAGACACUACAAGAAGGGUGAUUCAAAAUCGAGAACAGUUCCCAUGUAUUUCCAGGUGGGCACAGUGAUGGAGUCGGCAUCAGACUUCUUCACAGGUCGGCUUACUAAGAAGGAGAGGAAAGCAACCCUUGCUGAUGAGCUACUCUCUGAUCAUACCCUUGGGGAGUACAGGAAGCGCAAGGUUCGAGAGAGUGAAGAACAGAACCGUCCUGGACGGGUGGAGAAAUGGAAGAUAAAAGGUGGACAGUCUUGGAAACGUGCUAAGCAAAGAAGACGCUGAUGGCUUUCGAUGUUGUUGACCCUGCAAAGGAUAUUUUUCUCCAGCUCAGAUUCGGUUUACAUCUCUCUCUCUCUCUCCGCAAAACCCACCAUUUGUUUUUUAACCCACUUCCUCUCUCCACUCAAGGACAUGCACAUCUUUGUCCACUUUUCAACCCUUUCCUUCCUCUUUUUGCACCCCACUCACAGAUUCACACACCAUCACUAGUUUUUCAAAUCAUUAUUUUAUGUUUUAUUUUUUCUUUUUGAUCAUUACACCAUUGCCCCAACAUCCUCCACUCACAAAUAUUCUCCCUUUUCUUUCUCUAUUUUUUAUUCUUAUUAUUAUUAUUAAACACAACAAAAACAAACCACACCCGACACACCCACUAUCUCUUACAAUCAUUUAUCAUUUUUAAUAUGUAAACAUAUACAUAGAUAUACAUUGACUUCAAUUUCUUUUCUUUUCUCUCUUUUCUUUUCUUUUCUAUCUAUCAUAUAUAUUAUUAUUAUUAUUAUUAUUAUUA